Oncorhynchus nerka (sockeye salmon) is the source of this 2903-nucleotide messenger RNA. RefSeq names its product leucine-rich repeat-containing protein 14. Lineage: Eukaryota; Metazoa; Chordata; Actinopteri; Salmoniformes; Salmonidae. The coding region runs from base 441 to 2123 and encodes 560 amino acids. Gene Ontology annotation, cellular component: cytoplasm. The transcript is spliced from 3 exons. The record is from RefSeq and is a predicted model, not a curated record.
AGUAACCGUAAACGCCAUAAUAAACGAGUCGGAGUAGGCAAUCCAUCGGUCCUAUCUGUGACAUGUCAUGCUAACAUGAUGUGCAACACUAUCUUUUUGACCCGAGACAUUUCCACCAAUCGUUGAAUACUUUCUGGAUGUUUAUUAUCUAGAUAUCGGCUUUACAUAUAAAGUAUAUUUUUAGUUGGUGUAAGCUAUCAAACGAUCUACUUCGCGACCUUUGCUUAAUAUCUACAGUACUGUAGCUGACGUUAGUGCUACCAGAAAAUGUUCACCGGCAUAUAAGAUAGUUAACUAGACCGCUCAAUAGAUAGUCAGCAAAGUUGCAAAAUAUACAUAUCGCGUUUAAUUAUCUCCGGAAAGUUACUAACGGUCGUUAUUCUUUGCUUAUUUACUUUAAACAAUUGGGGAUAAUCUAUCAACAGCUCAAAACAAGAGUGAUGGUGCUUCCCUUGGUGAAUCUUUGUGCCAAAGAGGUUGUGAGUGAUCACAGUUCCUCUCCGGGUUGGCUUGGUUGUGUACCCAGGGAACUGUACAGACCGCUUCUGGAGGCUGCCUUCACCAACUGCCGCCCGCUGGCUGUCGGGGAAUUGGUGCAGCGAUGGCCCGAGCGGACUCUGCGGGCUGGCGGCCGGAGGCGGGGGCAGAGUCCUCCAAAUCGACUCUGUGUCCAGGCUCUUUUGCUCGCGGUGGUCAGAGGGUUGUCGGACAAAAGGUGUGCUCUCCAGGUGCUGGACCUAUGUGGGCUGCAGUGUGAGGAGGGAGGAGUGGGAGACCCAAUGGGUGGUUGGUCACUGACCGUGGCCCUCAGCACCAUGGUUGUACAGGCCAGGGCUGCAGCUCAGAAGGCCCUCGGGAGAGAGGGGGAACGGGAAAGGAAGAGAGUGCUGGCCAUGGAAAGGGAGAGAGACGUGGUCAAACGAGAAAGAGGAGGAGGGUUAGAGGAAGGAGAGGGAGGCGGGCUGCUGGUGGAGUCUGUGAGAAAAGAGAAAGAGGAGACAUCGGGGUGUCUGCGGGAGGACCAGCAGGUGAAGGGGGUAAGGAGGAGGAUGGAGAUGGAGAGGAGAAAGGAGAGUGCAGCAGUGGCAGGUGGCAAGGGGGAGGCAGACUCUGAGGUAGACAGCGAGGUGGUGGUGUGUGUGAGGGCUGACCUCUUUGUGAAUGCCCGCUCCUGGGAGCGUGUGCGCGCAGCCCUGGGUACGACAGGCCCCCUCAAGUUACAGUGCAGGUAUGUCCGUGUGGAGGAGCUCUCUGUCUCCAGCAUCGGAUCUCUGCUAGACCUCCUACCCCGUCAUGUCCUCCUGGGAGUGGACAUCCGCUACAGCUGCCUGGGGGUGGCCGGCCUGGCUCUCCUCCUCCCUCAGCUCUCCAUGUUCCCCAUGCUGAGCUCCUUGCGCCUGCACUAUUGCAACCUGGACAUCCGCAGAGACAUGGCCGGCCAGGAGGGGGCAAUGAAGGACAUGUCCCAGGGGCUGGGGAAGCUCAGUCAGCUGCGCCGCCUCAGCCUCACUGCCCUCCGGCUGCCUGGACACCUCCGCAUGCUGCUCAGCUCUUUCCCUCAGCCGCUGGAGGUGCUGGAGCUUCCCUACCUGAGCCUAACCCCCGCCGACCUCUCCUAUCUAUCCUGCAGCCCGCACGCCUCCUCACUGCAGCAAUUGGACCUGAGUGAGAACAGGCUGGAUGAGUUGGCCUUGCCCUCGGUGCGUCGCCUCCUCUCCCAGGCGUCCAGCUGCCUCAUGCAACUUUCCCUGAGCGGCUGUGGUCUCACCGACGGCCUGUUGGCGGCAAUGCUCCCGUCGCUCAGCUGCUGCCGGGGCCUGAAGAGCCUGGGCCUCGCCUUGAACCCGCUCUCCCUGGCCGGGCUCCUGGACCUGGUGAGGACGGCGGUCAGGAUGCCCUCCCUCCGACAGCUUCUGUACCCCAAUCCCCUGGAGGACUACCAGCCUGGGCUGCCCCCCAUGCCCUCCAGUGCCCAGCUGCUGGACUGGCCCUUGGAUGAGCUGGUGGAGGUCCACGAGGCCACCAGUCUCCAACUGGACAGGGUGGUGAUGGAGAGUGGCCGCUCGGACCUGUUACUGACCUGCGACCUUCUCAACUACAAUAAAGACUUGGUGGAGCAGUGAGGUCAUUGGAAGAAUGACCCCCUCCAAUUUUAAAACCACACGACUAUACACGUGCCUGCCUACUGUCAAUCAUUCAUAAUAAUUCGUCCUAAAUUGUCAAUGUUUUUAUACCUCAGUAUUGUUGGCAAUGCUUUUUAAAUAUAGAACACAAGCUGGUGAGGGGAGGACAGCUCACAGUAAUGGCUGGGAUGGAAUAAAUGGAACAGCAUGUGUUUGAAACCGUUCCAUUGAUUCUGUUCCAUUAAUUCCUAUGAGCCCGGUCUCCGAUUUAAAGUCCCACCAGCCACUACAGGCAGAAUAAUUCUGAUUACACUAUUCAGUCAUCUAGAUUUGUGUUACGAACUGAUUAUUCAACCGUUUCAGAGGAGCAUUAGGAUCUUACAGAAAAACAUACUUCAACGGGUGCUUACUAACAAGCCAACUCAAAUACUGUGUACUUAUUUACUUAUACAGUUGUUGGAUACACUGUAUGUCCGUUUGUGCCAAAUGACAGGGGGUAGGUUAUUGUAUAUUCUCAAAAGUAUAAGAAGAGGUAACAGUUCGGAUAGAGCGAGAUCAUCAGCCCAGUCCCAAUCCCACUGAGCUAAGGUUACAGCUUUUACCCUACCGUCAUGUGCCUUCCUGUCUGCCACCAGUGCCCGUGCAAGUCUGUUGUCCAGAAAGGGCAGUCUGAAUGGUGGUUACACAGACCCCGAUAAUCCCUAUCUAGUUUGUUUUUGGAAAACAUUUAAUCGUGUGAUAUGUUAACAGCUUAUUGGAAAUACAGCAAUCUGAUUAUGA